AUGCUGCGGCUGCACACUCUCAUCACGGCAUGCUGCCUCUUCCUCCUAUCGGCGCUUGCUGCGUUUGCUCAAUCGACUUCAAGCGACUCGCUUUUUGCAGACUCAGCAUGCAGUUCUAACCUGUGUCUGCGCGUCGUCUACAGCCCCUCUGAACAGAGGUACAAUAUGACCAUGACUGCCAGCGGCGGUGGGGCUCCCAUCGGCUGGCACGCUGUCGGCACUGGUAGUCAGAUGGACAAAUCCAACAUGAUGAUCGGAUGGGUCGACACUGCCGGUAAUGUUGUCAUGUCCCAACGUACAACCUCAGGCCAUGAUACCCCAAGCACCAGCAUCACAGCUCUAGCUGCCAAUCUCGAGCACAGGUUUUCCUUCUCCAACAGCUCUGGCACCGUCUGGGCAUGGUCCUUCCCAUUGUCCGCCUCUGAUCCAGCUCCCAGCACCACGACACCUUUCAUCUGGGCCAGCAAUAAGAACGACAAUCCUGCAGCUAGCACCACCGCCAGCAUCCAUCGUCACAAUGCGUACGGCUUUUUCAAUCUCGACCUUACAAAGCCCUACGACUCUGCCUCAAGCUCCAGCAGUGCCAGCGGAAGCGGUUCGCUCAAGCCGGGCUCGAAUCAGAAUCGCGGCAGACGUAUCCUCAACAAGCGCAACAAUGUCAUCAUCGCCCACAUGGUCUUUAUGAUUGUAGCUUGGUUCUUGUUGGUACCUGCUGGCAUCCUGAUCGGUCGAUACGGAAGGACCAUGUUCAAGUGGUUCCCAGUCCACCGAGCCGUGAUGGCCACUGCCUUUCUGUUUGUCCUGAUCGGCUUUAUCAUCAUUGUCGCUCAGACCUCUUCGUCCGGCGGUGAGCACUUUGACAGUACCCACGCCAAAGCUGGUCUGGCCAUCUUUAUCAUUAUGAUCCUCCAGAGCCUACUCGGUGUCUUGGGCCACAAGACCAAACGUUUCAACCCAUCCAGAAUUGUCCAUGUCGUCAUUGGACUUGGCGUUACCGUGUUGGCCAUCUGGAAUGCUACCGAGGGGUUGAGCCUGUGGUCUUGGGGUGCACCACGAUGGGCGGGGUGGAUCCUGUGGGUCUGGGCAAGUCUUUUGGCACUCGCUUAUCUCGCCGGCUUGGCCUUCUUGCCCCGAGACUUGCGACAGUGGCGAGCAGAGCAGAGCAACUCUCAGGAGAAGCAGCGCAAUAGCCUCGGCCUUGGCGAGUUUUUGCCUGGAAGGGCCAGCGUGUCGACCAAGCAAGGUUCGCCUACUCAUCAGCCUGGCUCACCUCCGCUACAGACAGCACCGUCUCGCGCGUAUCAGACGUAUUCACAGCAAGCACAUGCCCCGGGCAACCGCCUCUGA
Messenger RNA from Ustilago hordei, 1347 nucleotides. RefSeq lists its product as uncharacterized. The record is from RefSeq and is a predicted model, not a curated record. The transcript has 3 exons. NCBI's taxonomy places the organism in Eukaryota, Fungi, Basidiomycota, Ustilaginomycetes, Ustilaginales, Ustilaginaceae. The coding region runs from base 1 to 1347 and encodes 448 amino acids.